GAGUCGUAGCGGGCAGCUGUGAAAGAAAGAUGGCAGGAAGAAGAGCGAUGUUGAGUAGUGAUCGAAUACAUUGCGACGAAAGUAGCGGCUGUAGAGAACUGUUUGAAGCUUGCAGGAACGGCGACGUGGCCAGGGUGAAGAAGCUCAUCACCCCACAGAACGUGAACGCCCGGGAUACGGCCGGGAGGAAGUCUACGCCGCUCCAUUUCGCCGCAGGUUUUGGUAGGAAAGACGUUGUGGAACACCUCCUUCAGAACGGCGCCAACGUCCACGCUCGCGACGACGGCGGGCUCAUCCCGCUCCACAACGCCUGCUCCUUUGGACACGCCGAGGUCGUGACCCUCUUGUUGAGAAACGGCGCCGAUCCGAACGCCCGUGACAACUGGAACUACACCCCGCUUCAUGAGGCUGCCAUCAAGGGGAAGAUAGAUGUUUGCAUUGUUCUGCUGCAAAAUGGGGCUGAUCCCUCCAUUCGUAACACAGACGGGAAAACAGCUUUGGACUUGGCUGAACCAUCUGCCAAAACUGUUCUAACAGGAGAUUACAAGAAGGAUGAACUGCUGGAAGCAGCAAGGAGUGGAAAUGAAGACAAGUUGAUGGCCCUGCUGACACCACUGAAUGUCAACUGUCAUGCUAGUGAUGGGAGAAAGUCCACCCCUCUCCAUCUGGCAGCGGGGUACAACCGUGUGCGGAUCGUUCAGCUGAUCCUGCAGCACGGCGCGGACGUGCACGCCAAGGACAAGGGCGGGCUGGUCCCGCUGCACAACGCCUGCUCCUACGGGCACUUCGAGGUGACGGAGCUGCUGCUGAAACACGGCGCCAGCGUCAACGCCAUGGACCUCUGGCAGUUCACUCCUCUGCACGAGGCAGCUUCCAAAUCUAGAAUUGAGGUGUGUUCCCUGCUGCUGUCCCAUGGUGCAGACCCCACGUUGCUCAACUGUCAUUCCAAGAGUGCCAUCGACGUGGCUUCAACACCUGAGCUACAGGAGAAGCUGUCCUAUGAGUUCAAGGGCCACUGCCUUCUUGACGGAGCCCGGCAGACAGACAUGGCCAAGGUGAAGAAACACCUUCAACUGGACAUUGUCAACUUCAAGCACCCGUACACCCAUGACACAGCUUUGCACUGUGCGGCCCUGUCCCCGUACCCGAAGCGGCGACAGAUCACGGAGCUGCUCAUCAGGAAAGGCGCCAACCUGAACGAUAAGAACAAAGAGUUCCUGACACCCCUUCAUGUGGCCUCAGACAAGUGUUACAUAGAUGUGAUGGAGGUUCUGUUGAAACAUGGUGCAAAGGUGAAUGCACUGGACAGUCUGGGACAGACGGCCCUCCACAGAGGCGCCCACUGCGGACACGUCCAGGCCUGCCGGCUACUGCUGAGCUUCGGAGUGGACCCCAGUAUCGUGUCCUUACAGGGAGUGACUGCAGCACAGAUGGCCACAGAAGCCGUGCAGCAGAUGUUACAUGAGGACCCUCCCAGUGGCCCAGCAGACGAGUGUGACCAGCUUCUGGAGGCUGCCAAGGCAGGAGACUUAGAAGCUGUCAAGGUCCUGUGUAACCCGCACACCGUGAACUGUCGUGACGUGAACGGUCGACACUCCACGCCGCUGCACUUCGCCGCGGGCUACAACCGUGUGGCGGUGGUGGAGUACCUCCUCCAACAUGGCGCUGACGUCCACGCCAAGGACAAAGGUGGACUGGUGCCUCUCCAUAAUGCCUGUUCCUAUGGCCAUUAUGAAGUCUGUGAGCUGCUCCUCAAGCACGGGGCCGUGGUGAAUGUCGCUGACCUGUGGAAGUUUACCCCGCUUCAUGAAGCGGCAGCCAAGGGCAAGUACGAGAUCUGCAAACUGCUCCUGAAGCACGGUGCCGACCCUAACAAGAAGAACCGUGAUGGGAACACUCCGCUGGACUUGGUGCGGGACGGGGACACAGACAUACAGGACUUACUCAGAGGUGAUGCUGCUUUGCUGGAUGCAGCCAAGAAGGGGAACCUGGCUCGGGUGCAGAAACUGGCCACACCAGAGAACAUCAACUGUAGGGACACCCAGGGACGCAACUCCACACCACUGCACUUAGCCGCUGGUUACAACAAUGUGGAGGUUGCUGAGUUCCUUCUGGAGAAUGGAGCAGACGUCAACGCCCAGGACAAGGGUGGACUCAUCCCGCUACACAACGCCUCAUCAUACGGGCAUGUUGAGAUUGCCCAGCUACUGAUCAAGUACGGGACAUGUGUGAACGCCACGGACCGCUGGAACUUCACACCACUCCACGAGGCAGCACAGAAGGGAAGAACACAACUCUGUGCACUGCUGUUGGCCCAUGGUGCCGACCCUACCAUGAAGAACCAAGAGGGACAAACGCCACUGGACUUGGCCACAGCUGAAGACGUGCGAGCUCUCCUGGUGGACGCCAUGCCGCCUCAGUCCCUCCCAGCAGCCAUCACUGCCGCCACCGUCAAGGCGGCGAGUCCCAUCUCCUCCCCCAGCACCACGCCGUCCUCCACCCCCGGCGUGCUGUCCACCGCCUCCAGCAUGGACCACCUGGUCGGCGCCGUUGGCGGGGCGGGGCAGGGAGACGGCGCCAUCGAUCGCUCCGCAGUCGAGGGCGAAAGUCUGUUGGACAUGACCAUCUCCAGCUUCCUGCAGCAGCUGGGCCUGAACCAACUACUGGACAUCUUCAACAAGGAACAGAUCACGCUGGACAUCCUGGGAGAGAUGGGCCACGAGGAGCUUAAGGAGAUCGGAGUCAACGCCUACGGACACAGACACAAACUCAUCAAAGGGGUGGAGAGAAUACUGGGGGGAACAGGUACAACGUUAAACCCAUACCUGACCCCCGCCUUGGGGAGUCAUGGUACGAUCCUGACUGACCUGAGUCCAGAUGACAAGGAGUAUCAGUCAGUGGAAGAAGAGGUGCAGAGUACAAUUCGUCAGCACAAAGACCAGGGCCAAGCUGGGGGGAUCUUCAAUAGGUAUAAUGUUAUCAAGAUUCAGAAGGUUCGAAACAAGAGACUUUGGGAUCGUUACGUCCACAGGAGAAAAGAAGUGUCAGAAGAGAACCAUAACCAGUCCAACGAGAGGAUGUUGUUUCAUGGUUCACCCUUCAUUAAUGCAAUAAUCAACAAAGGGUUUGAUGAGAGACAUGCCUACAUUGGCGGCAUGUUUGGAGCAGGUAUCUACUUUGCAGAGAACUCGUCGAAGAGUAACCAGUAUGUGUAUGGAAUAGGGGGAGGGACAGGCUGUCCUAUCCACAAGGACCGCUCCUGUUACAUCUGUCAAAGACAAAUGCUGUUCUGCAGAGUUACGUUGGGUAAGGCAUUCCUACAGUUCAGUGCAAUGAAGAUGGCCCACGCUCCCCCGGGACACCACUCUGUCAUCGGCAGGCCCAGUGUCGGCGGGCUCAACUUCGCAGAGUACGUCAUCUACAGGGGCGAACAGGCUUUUCCAGAAUACCUGAUCACCUACCAGAUAGUGAAGCCUGAGGCCCCGGCCGCCCCCAGCCCUGACCAGAAAUAACCGCCAUCUUAGGUGGUUCAACCUGAAAUUUGCCAAGGCCUAGAAAAAAAUUUGUAUUUCCUGUUUCCCGACCGACCCUAGAAAAACUGCCAACUCUAGCAUUUUUUGUGUUGACCUCUGCAAGGGACAGAAAUUCUUCGAGCUUAUCAACCUUUUAAACUCUAUGAUCUGACACCUGAGUGAUGAAACGUUGUAUAACAGAUUUUCCAGCAUUGACAUUGAAAAUAUAAGUGUCUUCAUGUCAGUUUGACUUUGUUAAACUGUAUGUUUGAUCACUAAAGGUCAUCAAAAGUCUUUAAAAAAAAGAAAAAAAGAUAAUCCCAACCUACCUACCAACCCUAAUUUUUUCAGGACUGAAACAGGAAACACAACAUUUUUUCCUAGGCCCAAGUAGAUUUGAGUACUUUGUAUAUGUAAUUAUCUUCACCUGCAAACACCCCAUAUGGCCUGCUGUACUGGAUAAGAGCAGCAAUAACAUUGGAGGACUGUUUUUGAUGUGUUGGUCUUACAUCACCCUGCACAGUCAUAGCAGACAUCAAAAAGAUAAUUUAUGCACCCAGUUUUGUAAACAUAAUGAAACAGCCCUCCCCAUUGGCUGCUUGUGUUUUUACUGCAGUAUUAUUCAAUAUCAUGUUUUUCUGAGCUUGCUAUUGUAUUUGGGUUUUCCUUAAAUGUCGGAUGUGUGCAAGUAUUCAAACUUCAAAGUUGCAAAUGUGAAGUUACAAAAUCAUGCCAUGUGUUAUAUUCUAUGUUACAGUAUAUGCAAAAAUGUAUGAUAUUUCAAAAAAGUAGUGCUAUGUGCCAUGGCGGGACUGGACCAGGUGUAUUUCAAAGCAUAACUGUUUGGAGAACUUGAGUUCACUGAUUUGGCCUUGCCAAUUUAUUUCCUUGGUUGUUGGACAUAUUAAACUGAAAAUUUACCAACAAGUCAUUGUAACAACAGAGGGUUGGGAGAAAAACUGCAACAGACUAGUACAAAAUUUCCUUUCAAUGUAGUAACCAAGGUCCAGACGUUCCACUCUGACUUUUCAUGUUAAUCUUCAAGUUCAGCACUAUUUUUACCUUCACCAUUUCAUCCCCUUGACAACUAUAAAUCAAAUCUUUUUUUAACAGUGCAACAAAGCCAUUUGAAACCUUUCUCUCAAAAUAGCAUUUCAAGAGGUCCUACAGAAGCAUGGCCCCAAGCCUCAUUGGACCUCCAGCACUGUUCACAAAACUUUGCUUUAUCCAAAUUUAAAGCUGGAGAGAACCCUUAGUUUGAUAGUGAAAAGUGUCACGGAAAUACUUUUUCUUUUCAACUUUGUUGAGGCAAGGAGCUUCAAACAACAACAUCCUUGGUUGAGGUCGUUGUAAUUUUUGAUCCUCGCGUGCCUUGACUGCAAACAAUGUUCUAAGAUGGGUGAUGCAAUCACAAUAUGUUAUUACAUGUUAUUAUAAUGAUACUUUGGUCUUUGAAGCCUACAUGUUUGUUACACUUUGAAUUCACAGCUGGUCACAGUUUUGUCUCAUUAUAAUCUCCAAGCAGAAUAAAUCAGUGGGGGUUGGUUUUGUUGGUAUUUUUCAGCCUAUCCUGCAAUUCCACAGUUCUUUUUGAUGGUGCCCGUUUUCUUUUGGACAACCCUCCCAUCUUUUGCACACUAGUUGUUUGCAGUGUCUAAAUCGAAGCAGGUUCAAAAUCCAGGAGUGGAUAUAUAUGUAUAUAUUAUUUUGGCCACACCAAUUUAAUUUGUUCUCAGAUUCACCUACUUCA
This is a messenger RNA of Branchiostoma belcheri (Belcher's lancelet), 5262 nucleotides long. Its product is annotated as tankyrase-1-like. Gene Ontology annotation, molecular function: NAD+ poly-ADP-ribosyltransferase activity; protein binding. Gene Ontology annotation, cellular component: nucleus; cytoplasm. The transcript has 29 exons. Lineage: Eukaryota; Metazoa; Chordata; Leptocardii; Amphioxiformes; Branchiostomatidae. The coding region runs from base 30 to 3512 and encodes 1160 amino acids. The record is from RefSeq and is a predicted model, not a curated record.